Molecule: messenger RNA, 609 nt
Organism: Fusarium falciforme
Lineage: Eukaryota; Fungi; Ascomycota; Sordariomycetes; Hypocreales; Nectriaceae
Exons: 1
Coding region: 22-609 (195 amino acids)
Source: RefSeq, a predicted model, not a curated record
GCGUCACCUCGCCAAGACACUAUGACACUCGACCAAGGUUCGCAAAGAGCCCAAAAAUUACUCAUACAAAUGUCUGGUGCGCCCGGCUCUGGCAAAAGCACGAUAGCGAGACUACUGCGGCAGUCAAUCGGCGGGGUUGUCAUUGACCACGAUGUCUUGAGAUCCUCGCUCCUUGGAGACAGCGACGUUCCAUUCGACCAAGUAGCAAAACGCGCCUAUAAUCUUCAAUGGAGACUCGCGGAGGAUUUCAUGAAGCAGGGACUCAGCGUCAUCGUGGACAGUACCUGCAACUUCCAAGAGGUUCUCGAUCGGGGUUCAGCCCUCGCCGAGCAGCAGGGCUUUACUUAUUGGUACGUGGAGUGUAAAGUCGAGGACAUCGACUUGCUGGACGAAAGAUUGCGCACGCGGGACCCUAUGAAGAGUCAGCGAACCGCCGUCGAUUGUCCCCCGGUCGCCGCGAGCAGCGCUCGUGUAGGCGAGGAUUCUCGGGCGGUCUUCAAGAAAUGGAUUGAGAGCCCGUGUCGCCCUGAAAGCAACUCCAUCGUGUUGGAUUCGACGGGCAGUCCAGAGGCGAAUCGAGACCUUGUCUUGAAGCAGAUUGCCGGUUGA